GUCUUCAGCCUUUGCAGGCAGCAUAAACUCCCAGCAUGCAAUGCAAUCAUCUAUAAAUUCCAGGUGUAACAGGAAAUGGUAUCAGGGGUGUUUCCUUGAAGCUGGUAUUCAGUUAAGUAGAAGAUGCUGGUGUAUAUUCUUCUCCUGUUGGUGGUUGGUGGGCUCUCUCAGCCAUGCAGCAAGUCAUGGGAACCCUUGGUAAUAGUGGCCUCCAAAAACCUGGCCAACCAGCUGGGCUGUGAUAAAGAGAAUACAUUCAGGAGCUGCAAAGAGAUAAAGAAUUCAAACAAUGACUCGCAAGAUGGAAUAUACACACUCACAUCUUCAGAUGGGAUAUCCUACCAGACUUUCUGCGAUAUGACUACAAAUGGAGGAGGAUGGACCUUGGUGGCCAGUGUUCACGAAAACUACUUGGCAGGGAAGUGUACUGUAGGGGAUCGCUGGUCCAGCCAACAAGGAAAUCGAGCUGAUUAUCCAGAGGGUGAUGGCAACUGGGCAAACUAUAACACAUUUGGAUCAGUUGGUGGUGCAACUAGCGAUGACUACAAGAAUCCUGGCUAUUAUGAUAUUGAAGCCUAUGACCUUGGGGUGUGGCAUGUGCCCAACAAGACUCCCCUGAGUGUAUGGCGGAAUUCAUCACUACAGAGAUACCGUACAACAGAUGGAAUCCUUUUCAAAGAGAGAGGAAAUCUCUUCAGCUUGUACCAGAUCUAUCCAGUGAAGUAUGGUGUAGGAAGCUGCCCAAAGGACAGUGGUCCAAUUGUGCCAGUAGUGUAUGACUUGGGAAGUGCUGAUUUAACAACUUCUUUCUACUCGCCGGAUUUCAAAAGUCAGUUCACCCCUGGCUAUAUCCAGUUUCGGCCAAUUAACACAGAGAAAGCUGCACUGGCACUGUGUCCGGGAAUGAAGAUGGAGUCGUGCAAUGCAGAACACGUGUGCAUAGGAGGAGGUGGCUACUUCCCAGAAGCAGACCCAAGACAAUGUGGAGACUUUGCAGCCUAUGACUUUAACGGAUAUGGAACCAAGAAGUUUAACAGUGCCAGCAGAGAGAUAACUGAGGCAGCAGUACUACUGUUCUAUCUGUGAUAUAAAACCUUAAUAAACUGGUACUAAAACAAUG
This is a messenger RNA of Xenopus laevis (African clawed frog), 1120 nucleotides long. Its product is annotated as intelectin-1-like. NCBI's taxonomy places the organism in Eukaryota, Metazoa, Chordata, Amphibia, Anura, Pipidae. The record is from RefSeq and is a predicted model, not a curated record. The transcript has 8 exons. Bases 124 to 1086 code for a protein of 320 amino acids.